Folsomia candida is the source of this 1047-nucleotide messenger RNA. RefSeq names its product phosphatidylglycerophosphatase and protein-tyrosine phosphatase 1 (gene PTPMT1). The record is from RefSeq and is a predicted model, not a curated record. Gene Ontology annotation, molecular function: phosphatidylglycerophosphatase activity; protein tyrosine/serine/threonine phosphatase activity; phosphatidylinositol-4,5-bisphosphate 5-phosphatase activity. Lineage: Eukaryota; Metazoa; Arthropoda; Collembola; Entomobryomorpha; Isotomidae. The coding region runs from base 262 to 867 and encodes 201 amino acids. The transcript has 4 exons. Gene Ontology annotation, biological process: protein dephosphorylation.
GGGCUACCGGGAAGCAGCAUAUGCAUAUGUAAAUAUUCGGAUCAGCGGAAAGGUUGACCACAGAAAUUAAUUUUCAAAGCAGUACAGGAGUAAACUACUAUACAAGUCUUUUUAACGUUACAUUGUGUAAAUAUAAUAUCGUGCGUAGAAAUGGUGAACAUGACGAUGUGAAGAAUGAAGUUGAAUUGUUGAAUCUCUUCUUCCCUAGGGCCAAGUUUCUUCAUAACUUCCUCACGAAUUCCUCGCUCAACGCCACGUCAGAUGGGACUUGGAAGUGAGCGGAGUCCCCUUCAAAUAUUUGGCAUCAAGAUGUUUGCCCGAGCAUCAUUCUAUCCCACCUUGAUGUACAACAUUGCGAUGGCCAGGGUAUCCAGUAGAAAGUGGUACAAUCGAAUUGACAAUCAUGUUAUCCUGGGUGCCCUGCCAUUUCGAGGCAUGGUGGAUGCCCUUAGAAAGGAAAAUGUCAAAGGAAUUGUUUCCCUCAACGAGAAUUAUGAGCUUUGGUUAUUUUCACACAAUAAAGAGGGAUGGAAUAAAAACAACAUAAAAUUUCUACAACUACCCACCAGGGACAUUUUCGAAGCUCCGUGUCAAUCCAAGUUGAAAGAGGGGGUUGAUUUUAUUAAGACCUUGAAAGAUGAAGGCACCGUUUACGUACAUUGUAAAGCUGGAAGAACGCGCAGUGCAACAUUGGUAGCAUGUUAUUUGAUCGAGCAAAAUAAAUGGACUCCUGCUGAAGCUAUUCACCACAUGAGGUCUUGCAGAUCCCACAUACUGUUAGGACCUCAGCAGCGAAGGGCCAUAGACACUUAUUACAAAGACAAUAAUGACAGUAGUAGUAGUAACACUUCAAGAAAAGAUAGUUAAUUUUAGCUUUCGCAUUAUGUAGCUUGAAUUAUUCUCGGUCCUAAAAUAAUACAUUAAUUAUCUAUUUCGUUAAUACAAUAUUUAAUUGACUUAUAAUUUUACAGUUAAAUUAUUCCGUAAAAUAAUUUUACUUGUUUGGGCCGUUUAAGCUGGAAAAUAAAUAUUCUGCUAGUAUCACAA